AUGACACAGCCUGCCAAGAAAGUUGCCCCAGCCCCAUUAGCCAACAAGUCCGCCAAGAAGGUUAACCCAAAGAACCCUUUGACGGAAUCUACCCCAAGAAACUUUGGUAUCGGCCAGGCCGUCCAGCCAAAGAGAAACUUGUCCAGAUUCGUCAAGUGGCCAGAAUACGUUAGAUUACAGAGACAAAAGAAGAUCUUGUCCUUGAGAUUGAAGGUUCCUCCAGCCAUCUCUCAGUUCCAGUCUACUUUGGACAGAAACUCUGCUGCCCAGACCUUCAAGUUGUUCAACAAGUACAGACCAGAGACCUCUGCCGAAAAGAAGGAAAGGUUGACCAAGGAGGCCGCCGCCAUCGCUGACGGUAAGACCGCCAAGGAUGUCUCCGCCAAGCCAUACGCUAUCAAGUACGGUUUGAACCACGUUGUCGCCUUGAUUGAAAACAAGAAGGCCAAGUUGGUUUUGAUUGCCAACGACGUUGACCCAAUUGAGUUGGUCAUCUUCUUGCCAGCUUUGUGCAGAAAGAUGGGUGUUCCAUACGCCAUUGUGAAGGGUAAGGCUAGAUUGGGGACCUUGGUCCACAAGAAGACUUCCUCUGUCGCUGCUUUGACCGAAGUCAGAGCCGAAGACGAAGCUGAAUUGGCCACCUUGGUCUCUACCGUCAACGCCAACUUUGGUGAAAAGUACGAAGACGCCAGAAGACACUGGGGUGGUGGUAUCUUGGGUGCCAAGUCCCAGGCCAAGGAGGCCAAGAGAGUCAAGGCCUCUGGUGUCAAGGCUUAA
Messenger RNA from Babjeviella inositovora NRRL Y-12698, 777 nucleotides. It is a transcript of the gene RPL82, whose product is annotated as 60S ribosomal protein eL8. Lineage: Eukaryota; Fungi; Ascomycota; Pichiomycetes; Serinales. The transcript has a single exon. Bases 1 to 777 code for a protein of 258 amino acids. The record is from RefSeq and is a predicted model, not a curated record. Gene Ontology annotation, cellular component: ribonucleoprotein complex. Gene Ontology annotation, biological process: ribosome biogenesis.